AUGCCUGGCCACCCGGCAUCCCACCCUCCAGUUCGGCAGAAGGCCCCAUACUGGCCUGAGAUAGAUCCUGCCAGCUACCUCAUAUGUAAUGCAGGACCUCAGCUCCAGGACGAUGAGAUCCAGAUUCAGAAAGGUGGAGGAAAACUGAAGAGCCUGUGUGGAAAAUUCACACCUCUUUAUUUUCUUGGCGGAAGUCAAGGUGAGACACUGAGAGGGCCACCCGGGAAGGCCCUGCACCAGACAGAGGGCCCCGGCGUGUCCUGCUCUGCCCCUGCCGUCGACCCCGCUCCCACCCGGGGCUCAAGUGUUGAGUUGAACGCGGCUCGCCCGUUCCACAUCCGGGGACCCUGGCAGUCAGAGCCUCGCUUUGACGGGGAAGACAGCUCGGCCGAGGUCCGGGCGACAGACUCUGCCUGGUUACCGAGGGGCCGAGAAGAAGCAGCACAGCAGCACAGCCUCCGGUGGUCACGGGGUGAGAUUCAGGUCGUCCACAGAGUCAGGAUGAGGACCGAGAGACCCAGGAAACCAGGGCAGAAAACAGCCAACCCAGCCUCUGCUGUGACUGACUGUGGGUCCCCAUCACAGCCGCUGCCGGCCCUCGUGCCAGCUGCCCCCGGGAAAGCUAUGAUGCCUCAUGGUCGGAAACAUCGCCUCUGCAAGUUUGAGGGAGGCCUUCAGGCCCAAGGAGAGCAUGCUCAUCUGCCCGCGUACGGAGAAGAGGAGGCCACUACUGCCGGCUGCUCCCCCUCUGCUCUAAUUCAGGGUACCCACAAGGAGGAGCCUGCAGCUGGGGUCCCUAGUCCUCCUGAGAACCCUCAUGGAGCCUCCUCCAGCACUGCCAAAUCAUCUUCUGCAUACAGCCAAUCUGAUGAGAGCUCCACCUGGCAGGAAGAAGAGGGCCGGAGCACCUGGCAGUGCCUGGCAGAUACAGAGUCUAAGCUCCGAGGUGCACUGGCCGAGAAGAUGGCUGAGCUGGUGAGGCUGCUGCUCCUCAAGUAUCUCAGGAGGGAGCCGAUCACCGUGGAAGGGAUGCUGAGUUGUGUCACCGAGAAGUAUGAAGACUACUUCCCUGGGAUCUUCUGCAAAGCCUUUGAGUGCAUCCAUCUGAUCUUUGGCAUUGAGAUGAAGCAGGCAGACCCCACUGGCCAUUUGUAUGUGCUUGUCCCUGCACUGGGCCUCACUUGCCAUGAUGUGCUGGGGGAUGAUCAGAGCAUACCCAAGACUGGGCUCUUGAUAGCCAUCCUGGGUAUCGUGUUCAUCGGCGGUGGGCGUGUCCAUGAGGGGCAGAUCUGGGAAGCUCUGAGUGUAAUGGGGCUGUUCAUUGGGGUGGAUCAUUGCAUCUACGGGGAGCCCAGGAAGCUCGUCACCAAAGACUGGGUGCAGGCAGGCUACCUGGAGUACCGGCAGGCAUCCAAGAGCAGCAAUGCUCACUAUGAGUUUCUCUGGGGUCCAAGGGCCCACGCUGAAACCAGCACGAUGAGAGUCCUGCAGUAUUUAGCCAAGUGCAGUAGGAAUGAUCCCAGAUUCCACCCCUCAGUGAAAGGAAAGGCCGUGAGAGAUGAGGAAGGGGAAAAGAAACUAAUUGUAACUCCCGCCCUGGGCAACCUCUCCCCAUCUAAAGGACCCAAUGAGUACUCAUGGCAACCUUUAAACUAG
Messenger RNA from Lepus europaeus (European hare), 1656 nucleotides. RefSeq names its product melanoma-associated antigen 8-like. Gene Ontology annotation, cellular component: nucleus. The transcript has 5 exons. The coding region runs from base 1 to 1656 and encodes 551 amino acids. NCBI's taxonomy places the organism in Eukaryota, Metazoa, Chordata, Mammalia, Lagomorpha, Leporidae. The record is from RefSeq and is a predicted model, not a curated record. Gene Ontology annotation, biological process: negative regulation of transcription by RNA polymerase II.